AUGCCUUGGAACCCAUUUUCUGUCUGCGGGAUCCCUCACAGUGGUCCUGGCUCCUGUUGCGGCAUGACGAAAAAAGGCGAGCCAUGCAAGAACUCGAUCAAAGUUGAAGACACCAAGAUAGGCCAUCAAAAGUCGACCACUCUCGCCAGAGAGCCGUUUGACUUGUCACCGUUGCAGUCGAAGCUCUGUGAUGUCGCCAGAGACUUCCUCUGCACGAGAUGGCACCGGCAACGGCAGGCCGACCAAGUUGGCCAGCAGUGGUAUGAAGCAGCCGUCCGCAACCAGGCGCGAGUACCACAUGGCUCCAGAAUGGCCUCCUCAUCAGUCAUUGUACAUCCGGGCCAGCGUCAGACAUCUUCAGCCUCCAGGCGACGCCCUGCAGCAUCUGACAACACUGACCGGUCACCUCACGGGCUCAGACAAGACCCGCCGGUGCGCCUGUCAACCAACCCCGAGCCAGUGCAGCCAUUCAAUCCAUUUGUGACCUCCACAAUGCUGCGGACGAACAGUGUUCCAUGGCGCGUUUCGCCGGCCCAACCGGCUAUUCUGGCGUCGGUCGCUAAUAUCUGGGCUGGUUUCCAAGAAUUGACGCUCCAGAGUCUCACCCCGAGUGAAGAGGUCGACAGCAUCCACUGUGUGUUCUGCCUGACCGAGGAUGAAGACCAUGCAAAUGAGUGCGUGAUCUUGCGUUGCCAACAGUGCCGAGCGCUCUCUCAUCUAUCCUGCGCGGAAGAGUGGUUGGAUAGGCGAGAUACAGGAUCUGGCACGUCAUGCUGUGUGUGUCGAAACGACAGAGCCCUAGACGCCUUGAUUCGCCCUUUACCAAUCCCCUCGUCGGAUGCCGAGACACAUUCCGUCCACACGGCAAGCGAAUCGUCUCCCGCUGGUGGGCCCCGUCGCUCAGCCAGACUAGCAGGGGCCCACCUACCGCGAGACCCGUCCAUCUCUGCACCGCUUCGUCGGUCGGCACGACUCUCCACUCUG
Molecule: messenger RNA, 984 nt
Organism: Penicillium arizonense
Lineage: Eukaryota; Fungi; Ascomycota; Eurotiomycetes; Eurotiales; Aspergillaceae
Exons: 2
Source: RefSeq, a predicted model, not a curated record